This is a messenger RNA of Aplosporella prunicola CBS 121167, 1611 nucleotides long. RefSeq lists its product as uncharacterized. The record is from RefSeq and is a predicted model, not a curated record. Bases 1 to 1611 code for a protein of 536 amino acids. NCBI's taxonomy places the organism in Eukaryota, Fungi, Ascomycota, Dothideomycetes, Botryosphaeriales, Aplosporellaceae. The transcript has a single exon.
AUGGCCAAAGACUCCGUUCACCGUACCAUAGCGCCUCCGCCUCCUCAGCAAAGGGUGUCCCCACCAAGACGACGCAAAGCCACUCGUCGAACAUCGCCACCGCCCACGCUCACGCGUCAGCAAACACUCACCCAACUCGACGGUGGCGUCUCCUUCCUCGAACUGCCAGGCUCUGAAGAAGACACAGAAUGGGCAGAAUCCCGUUCGAGAAAACGAAGAAGGAGGACUCAGGCGACCAAUGCAAAGCGACAGCCGACGUUGACCCAGAUUGGGUAUGUCUCGACCAUACCACCGUCCGAUGAUGAAGGCAUGGAUGAACAUAUGGCCGAGAGGUCCUCAGAUGAGGAGAAUGAAGGAGAUGUGUCUACUACCGCAGAGUCUGAGGCGUCGCUGGAUGAAGACGCUACCGACGUUCGGAGCAAUACCUCCGAUAAGCAAGGCCGGGCGACAGUGCAGAGGUAUACAAGAAGGAUUACUCUCAAGGAUAUCCAGGAAGAAGUAGCGGAAAACAGUUUUGAGGAGCCCAUGAACAAAAUACCCCAAACACCCCAAAAAAUUCGGAAGUUGGAAAUCCCUUCUUCACAGUCACCAGCAAUUACGCCUCUAUCAUCCAUACGCACGCAGCGGAGUUUCGAUAUGAGGUCGCCCUCACAACACCGUUCGACCCGCCGUCCCUCAUUGCCGGACUCACCGUCAAGGUCACGUAAAGGUAACAACCUACAUAACAAUCCUUCAAAUAACUGGAGUCAUGAUAUCCACGCCAGGGAUGCGCUCGAAGUAUCAAGCUCGAUAGCCAAGACCAACGUAAAAAUCCAGAGGAAUAAAUCAUUCAUUCAGGACUCGCUGGACGGCAGCGACUAUGACCCCAGCGAAACCGAGGACGAGGAUACAAGUUUUCCAGGCCACGGCGGUAUCGAUAUCGGCCAAGAGACUCAGGCUGUCAUUCAUAAGAUCGAUCUGGCAUGUGGAGCACAACAUUCAGUGGCGCAAUCUUCAGACAUUGAAUCGGACAACGAAGGUACCGACGACGCUGCUCCUUAUGGUUUUCCCGGACAGGAUUUGGAUAUACAACAAGAGUCGCAGUUGCGCUCAAGCCCCCCGUUUAUGGCAUCCUCAGCGCGUGAGCGCGUCUCAAGCUCGCCACCAGCUCUCCACGCGCGCAUUCAAGACAGCUUCACAAGAGAGAGCACUCCAAAAGCCAUUGGCGGAAACCAAGGGCACCAAAGUGACCAGCGAUUUCAAAAAGUUUCGACGCCCACACGCCAAUCGGGAGUCACUACUCAAGGGCAAACAGCUGCGUCUCGUAGCAAAAACGCUCAUGGCUGGUCGCACUUUCCGCAACCCUCUCAAGCAACCACAACGGCAUCGACAACGCAAGACGGCUCGCCGGCUCGAUCACCGACCAGGCUGCAAUUGUCAUCGUCGCCGUUUCCAAUGGCACCCCCAACGUCAUCCCCUGUUACGAUACAGCAGUCAUACAGACAGCCUAAGCAUCAUCGUGUAGGUGUAGAUAGAGUGGUCACAGCGAGCCAGCUUCUGCCUGAUAGCUUGAUGGACCUAUCUAUUCCCCCACCACCGCGGUGGACACAAGAUGACGAGGAAGAUGGAUAG